This is a messenger RNA of Malania oleifera, 1738 nucleotides long. RefSeq lists its product as uncharacterized. Lineage: Eukaryota; Viridiplantae; Streptophyta; Magnoliopsida; Santalales; Ximeniaceae. The record is from RefSeq and is a predicted model, not a curated record. The transcript is spliced from 10 exons. Gene Ontology annotation, molecular function: tRNA-guanosine(34) queuine transglycosylase activity. The coding region runs from base 86 to 1357 and encodes 423 amino acids.
GGGAGCCAAGAGUGGAAAACAUAAACACUAGGCAGCCAUAUGCGAUUUACCCAAAUGUAAAACGAAGCCUGGGCGGGAAAGCUCGAUGCGAGCCCUAGCGCUCCAGUCUCCCCUCAUCCUUGGACGAGACACAGGCACCACAGACCGAGAGACAGAGAGAGAGAUGAAGUUCGCAGUGAAAGCAUGGAGCGAAGGGAGAGCUCGGGCAGGGGUACUUCAGUUGGGCAGUUGUCCCUUCGCAGUAGAGACCCCUGCCCUUCUCCUUUCAACCCGCAAAGGCUUGCCCGUUUUCCUUUCUCCUGACCUCCUUCCCUCUCUUCCUUCCCCAGAUUCUCAACUCCUCCAACUAAGCCCCCUUCAUUUCUUAGAAGGCCCUUCACUGAAAACGAUAUCAAAUAUUGGAGGACUUCACCAGAUGCUUGGUUUGUCUGAGUAUGUACUGGCAGCUGUCCCUAGGGACUCUAUUGUAUGUCUUCCUGAAUGUGAUAGCACUAACAAGAUUGGAGCAUCUUUUGAGACUACCUGUGGUCGUCGCUUGGUAAGGCCUGCAGAGUACAUGGAAAUGAUUUCUUCCAUGAAGCCGAACCUAUGGGUCACUUUGGCUGAUGAAGUGCCUGGAUGGGUUCCUGAGAAGAGGAACAAGACCUCAGUGGAUCGUACCGUGAGGUGGCUUGAUGAGUGCAUCAUGUUAAGUCCAGCAGGUGGAACUAUUUUUGGAGCCAUUGUUGGAGGGUCCAAUGUGGAAGAACGGCAACGUUGUGCAAAAGAAGUAGUGAGGCGAAAAGUAUCAGGCUAUUGGAUUGGAGGUUUUGGGCUCGGAGAGAGCAUGGAUGAGCGCCCAGCUCUCCUUGGUGCUGUUAUUGAUAACUUACCAGGAGAACAGCCACGCCAGAUUUGUGGUCUUGAACUUCCUGAGGAGGUCUUACAGGGCGUUGCUGCAGGCAUUGAUCUCUUUGACUCAACGUAUAUUUAUCAUCUUACACUUGGGGGCUUUGCACUUAUUUUUCCAUUGGAAAGAAUUGAGGGAGAACUUCCUAACUCUCAACUAAGUAAUGUAGGAAGUGACCAUACAAAGAUUAAUCUGAGAGCUAUGGUUUACAGGAAAGAUGCAACUCCAAUCGUUGACAGCUGUAGCUGCUAUACUUGUAAGAAUCAUACAAAAGCAUAUAUCAAUCAUCUGCUCAAUGUUCAUGAAAUGCUGGCCCAGAUUCUUCUUGAAAUACAUAACACUCACCAUUAUCUGGGGUUCUUCCGCAAAAUAAGAGAAGCAAUCAAACAAGGGAAGUUUGAGCAAUUUCGGCAGGCCUUCAUUGAACAUAGGCGUGAUCAUCUUGCUGUGGCUACUGUGUGUGGAUGAAUCAGGCUGAUCUUCACAAAAGCUGUACUUUUUGUUUUGGCGAGCUGUUAUGCUGUUUAAUUUAAUCUAUUUAACGGUUUGUCUAGUAGUGUCAUUUUAAUGUAAGUUUUACAAAAUGACAGUUGAAGGACACUUAUUAGAUAAGGAUUGCAUGCCGUUUGAUGUACACUAGAUUGGCAUGCACUUCUGCUUAAGAUUUUGCUCCCCACCCCAAUAGUUUGUUUCCACUCAUUAUUAUUUAGUUGGUUCUUGGAAGGAAAGAGGAGAGGGGGGGUGGGGGGGAUGACGAGGGGCUGUGUAGAGUUUUCCGGAGUUCUUUUAAUUUGUCAUGUACUAUAUGAAUAAUCAAUAUGUUAUGCAUGGUGGCAUUGCCAAUUUGCA